CGGAAAUUCCCUAAUUAUGCUGAACGCAUCAUACUUUCUGUGUAUCCUCCUUUACAUGAGUUUUCUCAUUCGUAGGUAAGUCUAGCGACCUUUUCGUCAUAAACACAGUCCAUCAAUCAUUUCAUUACAAGUGCAGGCUGUUCCGUCAUGUAUACACUUUUGCGGGCACAUACUGAUAUUACAAUCAUUAUAUUCAUUUGAAAAACGAAGCCGUGCCGUGUCAAAAUUAUCAUAAGGGCCACAAGGCGUCUCUAGAUUGUGACCGUAAUUUGUCUCAGCAUGUGUACCAUAUGUUUUAAGAACAUCGAGACAGUUAAUUCGUGUCUCGAUGUGUGCAUACGUGUCUACAGAUGUGUACCUGUCGCUUUAUUACUUUAUUGCUCCGUUAAAAAAAGACAACUUUUAAUUUAAUAUUGCAUUGCAAAUAUUUGGCUCAACUAGUUUUAACAUUUUUUUCUAAACUCGAGCCGGAUAUGCGUUUUCUAUGUUUUUAAACCUAUGACCGUUUGUUAAUUUUAAUAACCCGAGUUUCGAUUUAAAAAAAAAAAACUCAAGAUAUUUUUUUAAAAAAGGAGAAAACUGUGAGGAACAGACAAGAAUGCAAUGCAAAUUGGGGGCCAAGUCCGGGGGUCAAGUCCUGUGGGUCAAGUCCUGUGGGUUAAGUCAUGUGGCUCAAGUCAUGUGGGUCAAGUCAUGUGGGUCAAGUUGUUGGGGUAAAGUCCUGGGGUCAUGGGCGCCCGCAGAAAACUUUCUAGGGGGAGGGGCAAAAAAAAUCGAUUAACUUUCCAGGGGGGGGGAUUUUUAGUAAUGUUUUAAUAUAGUUUUAAUUUACUGUAGCGUAUUUGUAUGGUGAACGAACGGACAGGACAUCAGCUUAGUUACUUUCUCUUUAUUUUCUCUUUACUUUAAUAAAUUGUUUGUCUAUUUUAGUAAUGUUUUAAUAUAGUUUUAAUUUACUGUAGCGUAUUUGUAUGGUGAACGAACGGACAGGACAUCAGCUUAGUUACUUUCUCUUUAUUUUCUCUUUACUUUAAUAAAUUGUUUGUCUAUUUUGGCUCAAAUUUUUUUAUCCAAUCAAAACCGGGGGGGGGGCAAGUGCCCCACCUUGCCCCUACCUGUGGGCGCCCAUGCCUGGGGGUCAUGUCCUGGGAGGGGGCAAGUCCUGUGUCUCAAGGCGUGGGGGUCAAAUCCUGUGGGUGAAUUCCUGUUGUUUAAGUCCUGGGGGUAAAAGUGUGGAAAAGUCACAUAAGCACCCCCUCCCCCUUUUUCCUUCUAAAUAAAGAUGCAUUUAUUAUUGCUUAGCUAAAAAGUACAGGAGCGCCGUUCCCAUGCGUUCUCGCAGAACCAAAGUCUGAUAGUAAAAAAAAAAACACCAAAAAACCCAUUUUUAAAUCGUACUCCUGAAGCCGAGAACUGGUUUGUCGAAGAUAAAAAAGAAAACGGUAUCAACAUCCUACUCCUGUAUUUUUUUAAUGCCGUAUAUUAUCGACGUUUUUUUUAGAAACAAAUUCUGAAAGUAAAACAAAAAUAUUAUAAACAAAAGAAGGGGGCCGAGGGAGUACCCAUAUUUCUAAAAAAUUAUGAAUGCUUACCGAAAGAUUUAGAAAUAACACAGCGCAGAUAACUCGUUUUCCUCAAGAAAAGUUCGUGUUUAAAGAAAGAAGAGUUGUCUCCCCAAAGUAGUGUGAUUUUGUGUGUGGCAUCUAUAUAUAUAUAUAUAUAUAUAUAUAUAUAUAUAUAUAUAUAUAUAUAUAUAUAUAUAUAUAUAUAUAUAUAUAUAUAUAUAAAUAUUUACAAGUUUUGACCUCAUCUUCCUAUGCAUUACGUAUAAAAUAAAUAGAUCACACUUUUUACAAUUUAUACGUAACUUAACCUGAUCCAUGAGGUUAUUAUCUUAUAUAUAAAUAUUUACAAGUUUUGACCUCAUCUUCCUAUGCAUUACGUAUAAAAUAAAUAGAUCACACUUUUUACAAUUUAUACGUAACUUAACCUGAUCCAUGAGGUUAUUAUCGUUCGUAUCUCACCCCACCCCCACCCCCAAACCACACACACAUAAACACAGCAACACGUACACACUACCUAUGGCGAUCCUCCUGACCGGCGCCGUCAUCCUCGUCGAGAUCAACAUCAUCAACGUCCACAUGUCGCCCGUGUCGGCCGUCAACGAGGAAUCCACUGCCACCCUGAAGGAGAAGUUCACCAAUCAAUACGCCAUCGACGACAGCGCCACCUUGUCCGUCACUUACGACGUUCUAGCGAUAUGGGUAAGUUUUGGUGGCGUGGCUAUAGGGUUGGUGUCACCCGUUGCGGUCCGCACCCCGUGCAGCCCCUAGCUACGCCACUGGGUAUAUAAAUCAAUAGAAACAUUUACAAAUCUAGAGGUCGCGCCCCCCCCCCCCCUUUUUUUCCCCUAAACAUGGAACUGAAAUGUCUACAAAAAGGCAACGAGAGUAAGAAGCUGCAGGUACACGUUCUAUAGCAGAUACCUUACUCUAUAAUGUUGGAUCUGUUCGAAUGUUGGAUUUCAUGUUAAGGAGAAUCACUAGCUCCCUCAGAGACUGUUUGAAAAAUGAAAUCACAGGUGUUCAGCCACUCGGGCCAACAAAGAAUGCACAGAUUACCGUUCUCAACCCACGGUUAUAAAAAUCGGUUCUUUAACGUGAAUGUUUUUAAAGAGAAAAACAAAUGAAAAAGAGAGAGAGGGAGAGAGAGAGAGAGAGAGAGAGAGAGAGAGAGAGAGAGAGAGAGAGAGAGAGAGAGAGAGAGAGAGAGAGAGAGAGGGGAAAUGUCUACAGUGCUUAUUUAGCAGCACCGCCCGUACUUCUAACUCUUUUAUUAACUAUUUUCCCAGAAAGCCACCCGCCCACCCUUACGGCUGCAGUGUUAAGUUAGCACUCAGCACUGUCUGCUGCCUACUUUAAAGCUGCAUACUUGAAUCUUUUACUAGCACCACCCACAUUCCCAGAUUUUUAUCAGGUUUUUUUAUUACGCUUCGAAUGCUUUACUGCAGCACGUUACAGCUAAAAACCAAAACCUAAUGACUUGAUGCAUGUUUUUGUUGUUUCACCCCAGGGAGGCUGUUGUGGUAUCGUGGAUCAGUUCGAUUUUCAGGACAUGGAACUGAAAUAUCUACAAAAAGGCAACGAGAGUAAGAAGCUGCAGGUACACGUUCUAUAGCAGAUACCUUACUCUAUAAUGUUGGAUCUGUUCGAAUGUUGGAUUUCAUGUUAAGGAGAAUCACUAGCUCAAUAAAUGUUUAAAAAAAGCAUUUGAUUUCGCACCACCCUCAUCCCAGCCAUCGCAUGAACAGAAUCACUCUACGUUGAUUUGAUAGUGAAUUUUUUUUUUCACCCAUAAGUCCAAUCUUCAAACUGAAAGCAGGGGCGUCAUUUUGGGUAGGGCAUUAGCCCCUCCCCUCCUGAAUUUGCAGGUUUUAUUUAAUUGCUAUGUAGCAAGCCAACCAAGUAAUUCCCCCCCCCCAUGAAAAAACAAAAGGACGCCCCUGACUGAAAGCCUGACCUGGGGUUAAAUUAACACAUUGCCUGCCCCCAAUUUAUUGUGUUCUUUUUCGUCUACAAUUUUAUUUUCAUCUGGCGCUAUUCCAUAUUUAAAUUUUGCUAAUCUAUUUCUCUCCUCAUUUUGUUACACCCAUUUGUAUAUUUCGUUAAUUCAAAGUAACCCUAUUUCAUUCAAAGUAACCCUAUUUCAUUCAAAGUAACCCUAUUUCAUUCAAAGUAACCCUAUUUCAUUCAAAGUAACCCUAUUUCAUUCAAAGUAACCCUAUUUCAUUCAAAGUAACCCUAUUUCAUUCAAAGUAACCCUAUUUCAUUCAAGCUUACCCUAUUUUGACACCCUGUUACUUGUUACCGUGUGUAAUUACCAUUCCUCCCAACCCCCUCCCACUCAUAGGUCCCUCCCACUUGCUGCACUCGGGCCGUCUUUGAGAAGGAGCCGGCCAAUGUCCUUGACUGCGCUACAAAAGCGGAAAACAUUUAUUCGGUAAAUAAUUUUAAAGUUAAUUUUAAAAAAAAAACAAACAAACAAUAGUGAUACGUCUCUCUCAUAUCAAUUAGUGAAUAAGAUACAUCCCCACAGGCGUUAAGCUAAAAUUAUUGCUUAACAGUUUAACACAAUGCACUCUUGUAACAGUCGUAAGGGAGAAAAAAAGCUAUCUUUAACAUUAUCAUAAACUAAUACUUGCACCGACAAUGAUAACUGACACAUCACAGCUCUCUUGAUGAAAAACAAAACGGCAUCAUAUUUAUACAAAAGCACCGCUCCCAUUGGCUAAACAUCUGCACACAUUUUUCUAACCACAAAGACUUUUUCACUCAUACGUCACUGAUACAUAAAAUACAUCACUGAUACAUAAAAUACGUCACUGAUACAUAAAAUAAGUCACUGAUACAUAAAAUACGUCACUGAUACAUAAAAUACGUCACUGAUACAUAGAAUACGUCACUGAUACAUAAAAUGCGUCACUGAUACAUAAAAUACGUCACUGAUACAUAAAAUACGUCACUGAUACAUAAAAUACGUCACUGACACAUACAAUACGUUACUGACACAUACAAUACGUCACUGACACAUACAAUACGUCACUGAUACAUACAAUACGUCACUGAUACAUAAAAUACGUCAUGAUACAUACAAUACGUCACUGAUACAUAAAAUACGUCACUGAUACAUAAAAAACGUCACUGAUACAUAAAAUACGUCACUGAUACAUAAAAUACGUCACUGAUAAAUAAAAUACGUCACUGAUACAUAAAAUACGUCACUGAUGCAUACAAUACGUCACUGAUACAUAAAAUACGUCAUGAUACAUAAAAUACGUCAUGAUACAUACAAGACGUCACUGAUACAUAAAAUAUGUCACUGAUACAUAAAAUACGUCAUGAUACAUUUAGUCAUUUAGUCAUUUAAAAAAAAAAUCCAAUAACAUUACCUUUAAAUUCACUUCCUUAUUUAGAAUCAGAACAAACUGUGUUUUUGUGUAAUGUUAACUUUUUUUGAGGGUUUGGAAGCGUCUCCAUGCUACCGAUAGCUUAUGCAGGCCUACGGAUUAACAAACAGGCAUCGAGGUGACACCUCUAUAUGUAUACAUUUAUUUUGAAUAUAAAUAAGUAGUUGAUUAUAGAUGACGUUGUUUAUACCUCAUAUACCCUCCUUCCUUGUAAAUCCCUAAUAAUGAGAGAGGGGGGGUGUGGGGAGACUGCAAUCAUGUUUGGACAAAUGGAAAUGAGCGAAACAAAGACAAGCAGUGUCCCGUCUGUGAACACUUGAAUAGAAGCGACCGUAAGGGUUCAAAGGGUUUUAUUAUUAGAGCAAUUUCGUCCUCUACAAACACAACAAACUGGGUGAACUUGGACAACAAGCUGAUCCGGACUUAUGGAGCCUUGACACCCCCCCCCCCCUUUUUUUUUUACAUGGCAUGAAUGUCUUGUUUUCAUUCACUUUUUAAACCCUUUCUCCCUCCCCCCUUCUUGUUACGACCAGUCGCACCGGGCUUACUUUUCCUCUCUUCUGUCCCCUUUUGCCUAUAUUUAAUCUCUCCUUUAUACUCUGUCUCAUUCCUCUUGCUGUCCUCUCGGAUACUACAUUACAGCUGAUUAUUAUGUUUAAAAAAAUCAGAUUCAGUUUUUUACUAUUGUUUGUUCGCUGAUGAAGGCUUCUUGUCGACAAGUUCAUUGUUUUGUCGCGACCUUGUUUUACUCUCCCGGUUUUCCCCUACUUUUUGUCCGCUCACUUCCAUUGUAAAUUCCUGACAUGAUUCCCCCCCCCCCCCCCCCCCCCACGAACCAACCAAACUUCAAAUCUGUAGUGAACCAUUCAGCCCCGCUUCUAGAAAUGGUGUCUCUACUUGCCAGGAGGGCUGCUACGUUGUGCUGUACCACUGGCUGCGUAAGUACUGCAACAUCUACUCCCUGAUCAUCAUCAUAAAACUGAUGGACAUGUGCGUCCACACCAUAUUGUACAAGAGGCAAGUCCACCGGUGGCGACUGAUGCACACAAAGCAGAUGAUGUAGAGAUGUGAGUGGAUUUACUAGCAACAGGAAGGAUUGGGGGGGGAGAGUAACGCGUCAUCCCAUCUCUAAAAAACACACCUUUUAGACAAGCGGUUCUCAAACUGUGGGUCACGACCCCUUUGGGGGUAGAAUGACCCUUACACAGGGGUCACCUAAGACCAUCGGAAAACAAAUAUCUAUGAAGUAGCAACGAACAUAAUUUUGUGGUUGGGGAUCACCGCAAAUGACGAAUUGUAUUAAAGGGUCGUGACAGGAAGGUUGAGAAACGCUGUUUUAGACAAAUGACAAUAUUUUUUUUUUAAAAAUAGUGUCACGUAGAUAUAGCAGUGUAGUAAGUGCAAAGAGUACUUGUGAACAGGCCCCGGGUAAAUCACUAUGCAAUAUAAACACGCGCUCAGGGUUACAGGAGAACGUUGACAACAAAGAAUCUAAGCAUUUACUUUAAAACAAAGUCCCUCUAUUAUAGCUAAAUAUUUUAUCACCCAUAAAAAUUGGAGAACUUUUUAAAGCUAAAUGAUCGGCCUCAUAAUUUCAACUCAUCAUCAACUAAGAAAAGGAAAUCUCUUUCUUGGAUGUGACUAGCUGAUCUAACUUACCUAAAGGAGAUAAAUAUCCAACAGAGUCUCCUUGUAUUGCACGAUUAGGUGUAUGAUGAUGCAAAUCUAAAAUUCAGGUAUGCUCUAAAAUGCAUCGCUUCACACCACAUUCACAGGGUGCGCCAAAUGAUCAAUACAGCUGAGACAGUUGUGCAAAAUAGGGUUUAAUUAUUGUGGUAAUUGUUUUGUAAUUUCGUAGUUAUACGCUAAAUAGUUUUUAUGAGAUAGUAUGUGUCCACCCUGGUUUGUAUAUAAUUUCU
Messenger RNA from Lymnaea stagnalis (great pond snail), 6885 nucleotides. NCBI's taxonomy places the organism in Eukaryota, Metazoa, Mollusca, Gastropoda, Lymnaeidae. The record is from the annotation of a GenBank genome assembly.